UGAAUCCCAGCUACUGGCUUCAGGGCCUUUAUGGAGAGACUUUUGGAGGCCUGAUUCAGAGAUGGGAGGAAGGGCAGUAGUCAGUAGUCCAUAUUUUACACCACACCCUACCCCUCCUCCCCCAUUGCCCCCCAUGUCCUUUACUGUAUCCGCAGCCAUGUCAAAACCAACUUUCCUGUCACUCAGAGUCACAGUCCCUCCAACGCAGAUAAGACUUUGCUUUCAAUGGGCGUUAUUUCGAGCUGUUUCGGGCUUUUGGUCUCAGUGAAGGUUAUUCUCAGGGGAGAAUGUUUGGGUUGAUAAAGGUGCCAGUUUGACACCUGCCUCUUCCACUGUCUCGACAGUGUGUGUGUGUGUGUGUGUGUGUGUGUGUGUCUAUGUGCAUUGUCAGAGAGUUUGUGUGCGUCCUAAGGGAGUAUGUCUGUACGUCUUUGCACGGCUGUUUGUUCUGUAUUGUGUUUUUACUCCCAUGACUUGACCCCCUUGUAGUCUAAAAGGAAGCGGAAACACAAUGGGAACUCCUUCCGUUUCCUUUAUUUCUUUCUUCUCUCUCUCUCUCUCUCUCUCUCACAAUUGUUCAACCCUAACACUCCUAAUUCUCAUUUCACAGGAAAUAACCUAUUUACUCUUUCUUACUCAUUCCUCUCUCUCUUCUUGUUUGCACACACAGAACAAGCUCACAUCCUUCACCCUUUCCUUUUAUCUCUAUACCUCUACACACACACACACACACACACACACACACACACACACACACGCAGCCACGGCUACAAACACUAAUGGGCUGGAUGAAUGGAUAUCAACAUACGGUCAGGAGACCAACUGCACACUCAUGCACACACACUAACCCUUAAAGCCCAUUAACUGUCCAGCAUCGACGCCAUGCUCUACUCUGCCCCCUGCUGCCUGCACGCUGCACCCGCCAGUAACAGGUGUGGGAUUCAAUUAGAGCAGCAUGUUCUCAGCAGUCAGUCCUGUGAGCAGGCCAUGACUGUGAACUGGGCAGAGGCUCGGGCCAAAAGAGCUCUCACAUCCCUGUACCAAAGAAAAAAAAACAAUUAAAAAAAAAGCACAAACAACCACGUCAACACCACUUUAGAAUCAGCUGCCAACCAUUGGCAGGGGGUAUUUAGAUCAUCAAAGUCUUAUAUUAACCAUCAGCAUGCCGCUGUCAUACGAAACAUAAAAACACCACGGAUUGCAGGAGACAACCAAAGUGAAAAGGCUAAAUUUAGCCUGAAGCUGUCAGCCCUCACUGUCAGCGCUCAAAAAUUACAGCAAAACGGGGGAGAUAUUUACUGUCAUUUUCUGAAAAGUACCGGCGCUUUAAUCAUUUGCAGCCUCAUAUUGACAAGUAACAGCUGACCUGUGCCUGGGAAAGGGAUUAUGGAGAUAAAUGGUCCACUGUUACAGCAUUAUUUCCCUGUAUGUAUGGCAGUAAUUGGCAUGCUAGAGUCUGAUAGCUACAGCCUGGGUUUUAAUCCCUGAUAAGGUAAAUUUCAUUUGCCAUCUGGCUAGUUUGUGAGGUUAAGAAGUGUUAUGAAUAUGCUGCCUAGUCACUUCAAUUACUGCAAUCGCUACGCACACCAACGUUUGAAUUAAUCUAUUAAUCUAACUAUCUCACAUGAUCCCAGAUGGCUCUUACUCCAGCUAACCUGCUCUAGCCAGACAAGGAUAAUGCCUAAUCUCAAGAUGUAUGCCUAAUGUCUAAUGCCUUUUUGCCUAAAUCCUCAUUCACACUGUGUUCAUAAUAGUCUUAAUAGUCGUACUAGAAUCACUACUCUUAGGGUUUGGCUGCUUCCUUCCACUAUAAUCGCCCUUCACGGUUAGCAGGGAAGAGAGAACGAGGCACAGUGGAGGAGAGGCAGAAAGAGCCCCCCCCCCCCCAGCCUGCUCUCCCCUAGGCAGGGUUUGCAGGGUGUGAAGCGUGGCCACUGUUUGGCCUGUGUGUGUGUGUAUGUAUGUAUGUGCGUGCGUGUGUGUGUGUGUCUGUGCAGCCCGGAGGCCGCUCCAUGGGCUCCUUUAACAGCGGGGCCCACCCAACGGCCGGCUCGUUAGAAUAGCCCAGGCGUGCUGAGCCAGCAGGGUCGGUACGGGAGGGGAGAGGCACAGAGGAACACGGAUUAGGAGCAGGAGCAGCAGGAGGAGGCCACAGAAGUCUUUGUGUGCCCGGGCACGCUGCUGCGGCUCCAGGCGGCCAGCUCUCUGCAAGAGGCGGAGCACCAGGCGGGGGCGUGGUGUAAGGACCCCCUGCAGUCUGGGGACCGCCUCUACGUCAUGCCCUGGACCCCCUAUCGAACGGACAUGCUGUAUGAGUACGCCUCCUGGGAAGACUUCAAACAGAACCGGGCCACCACCACCUACAAGUUGCCCAACAGAGUUGACGGCACGGGGUUUGUGGUGUAUGACGGCGCGGUCUUCUACAACAAGGAACGCACGCGGAACAUCGUCAAGUAUGACCUGCGCACGCGCAUCAAGAGCGGCGAGGCCAUCAUCACAAACGCCAACUACCACGACACCUCGCCCUACCGCUGGGGAGGGAAAUCGGACAUCGACCUGGCUGUGGAUGAGAACGGCCUCUGGGUGAUCUACGCCACCGAGGCAAACAAUGGACGACUGGUAGUGAGCCAGGUGAACCCUUACACCCUGCGCUUCGAAGGCACCUGGGAGACGAGCUUCGACAAGAGGAUGGCAUCCAACGCCUUCAUGGCGUGUGGCGUCCUCUACGCGGUUCGCUCCGUCUACCAGGACGACGACAGCGAAUCGGGCGGCGACCUGGUGAUGUACGCCUACAAUACGAACCGAGCCCGCGAGGAGCCCGUCAACAUCCCCUUCCCCAACCCCUACCAGUACAUCUCGUCCGUGGACUACAACCCUCGGGACAACCAGCUCUAUGUCUGGAACAACUACAACGUGCUGCGCUACCCGCUGGAGUUUGGACCGCCGGACCCCACCGUGGGCCCGCUAACCACCACCCAAGUGACCACCACGCCUCCAGCCAAGUCCUUCACCUCCAGUGCCAGCCCGUCCACCGCCCGCCCCCUGGCGCCCACCUCGCGCCCGAUCGGCUCCAUCAACAAGCACCCGGAUCUCCGCCCGAUCACGGCCACGGUGCCCGUCACCCGCCGGCCGCCUCGCCCCCCUCAAGCCCCGGAGGACCACGUCUGUGAGGCCAAGCUGCUCCGCGGCGUCCGAUGGCCCGCCACGCAGCGGGGGGAGACGGUAGACCGCCCGUGUCCCAAAGGGUCUUUAGGCAUUGCUUCGUUCCACUGCAUGGUCGAGCAGGUCAUGUGGAACCCGCGGGGUCCCGACCUGAGUAACUGCACCUCCCCGUGGGUCAACCAGGUGGCCCAGAAGAUUAAAAGCGGCGAGAACGCGGCCAACAUAGCAGGAGAGCUAGUGAACCACACGCGGGGUCGGAUCCAGGCCGGAGAUGUCAGCUCGUCGGUGCGACUGAUCGAGCAGCUGCUGGACAUACUGGAUGCCCAGCUUCAGGCCCUGAGGCCCGCCAACAAGGAGUCCGCGGCGCGAAACUACAACAAGCUCCAGAAGCGAGAGCGGACCUGUCGGGCCUACAUCCAGGCGGUGGUGCAGACGGUGGACAACCUGCUGCGUCCUGAGGCCCUGGAGUCGUGGCAGGACAUGAACGCCACAGAGCAGGCGCACACGGCCACCAUGCUACUGGACGUGCUGGAAAAGGGAGCUUUCCUGCUGGCCAACAACAUGUAUGGCAACCGGUUUUCUGACAGAGCGCCCAGCAUUGAUCUGGAGGUGCACGUCCUGAACACGGAGAUGGACCUGCAGGACUUGUCCUUCCCACAGAAUUACGGCAGCGACAGCAGCAUCCAGCUUUCAGCUUCCACUAUCAAACAGUACAGCCGCAACGGACAAGUCAAGGUGGUGUUCAUUCUGUAUAAAAACUUGGGAUCCUUCCUGUCUACCGAGAACGCCACGGUGAAGAUGGAAGUGGACGGGCCGAGCCUCGACAAGAAGCGCCUGGCGGUCAACUCCCACGUCAUCGCCGCCUCCAUCAACAAGGAGUCCAGCAGGGUGUUCCUCAUAGAGCCGGUGGUCUUCACUCUCAAACACCUACAGCCGGAGAACUAUAACACCCCGAAUUGUUCCUUCUGGAACUACUCGGAGCGCUCCAUGACGGGCCAGUGGUCGUCGCAGGGCUGCAAGCUGUUGCACACCAACAACACACACACCACCUGCUCCUGCAGCCACCUCACCAACUUCGCCGUGCUCAUGGCUCGCAGCGAGCCCGAUUACCAGGAGCGAAUGCACGAACUGAUCCUGUUUGUGAUCACCUGGGUGGGGAUCGUCAUCUCCCUCGUGUGUCUAGCCAUCUGCAUCUCCACGUUCUGCUUCCUGCGGGGACUGCAGACUGACCGCAACACCAUCCACAAGAACCUCUGCAUCAAUCUCUUCAUCGCCGAGCUGCUCUUCCUCAUCGGCAUCGACAAGACGGAAUACCAUAUUGCUUGUCCCAUCUUUGCUGGCCUUCUGCAUUUCUUCUUCUUGGCUGCCUUCUCCUGGAUGUGUCUGGAGGGUGUGCAACUCUAUCUCAUGCUGGUGGAGGUCUUUGAGAGCGAGUACUCCCGCAAAAAGUACUACUAUCUGUGUGGUUACUGCUUCCCCGCACUGGUGGUGGGCAUCUCGGCGGCCAUAGACUACAGAAGCUAUGGGACCAAGAAAGCAUGCUGGCUGCGAGUGGAUAACUACUUCAUCUGGAGCUUCAUUGGACCCGUUUCGUUUGUUAUUAUGCUCAACCUCAUCUUCCUCAUGAUCACUUUACACAAGAUGAUACGCAACUCUUCAGCACUCAAACCUGACUCCAGUCGUCUGGAUAACAUCAGGUCGUGGGCUCUGGGGGCCGUCGCUCUGCUGUUCCUGCUGGGAAUGACGUGGGCUUUUGGUCUGCUCUUCAUCAACGAGAACACGGUAAUCAUGGCCUACCUCUUCACCACCUUCAACGCCUUCCAGGGGAUGUUCAUCUUCAUCUUCCACUGCGCGCUGCAGAAGAAGGUCCAUAAGGAGUACAGCAAGUGUCUGCGUCACUCCUACUGCUGCAGCCGCACCUCCACCACCAGCUCCCACGGCUCCCUGAAGAACUCGGGCCUACGUGCCAACAACCGCUACUACAGCGGCAGCCAAGCUCGCCACGCAGCCGUCCACCGACAGAGUCGGAUCCGCAGGAUGUGGAACGACACGGUUCGAAAGCAGACGGAAUCGUCUUUCAUGGCUGGAGACAUCAAUAGCACCCCGACGCUGAACCGCGCGACCAUGGGCAACCACCUUUUGACCAACCCGGUGUUACAGACCCGCACUGGCACCUCUCCUUACAACACUCUGCUGGCUGAGAGCUUCACACCCCCCUCACCUGGUGUCUUCAACUCUACCGGAACCUUCCGUGAUCCAAAGAGCACGUUGUCAAAGGCCCGCGACCCCUGCGGGAUGGAAACCCUGCCCCUGAAUGGCAACUUCAACAACAGCUACUCUCUGCGCAGCGGCCCGGGGGGCGCGGGCGGAGGCAGCUGUGACUUCCUCGGCGGUGGGGGCGGAGACAGUCCCCCGCCCCUCCUCCAUCCCCGCGGCUCGGAGGCACUCGGGGGCGGAGGCGUCCGCCGAAACCUCUCCGACGCCGCCGCCUUCGAAAAGAUGAUCAUCUCUGAGCUCGUGCACAACAACCUGAGAGGAGGAGGCGGCGGCGGCGGCGGCGGAGGGGGCGGCGGAGGGGACGCGGCGGACCGGGCGUGCGGCAGCCUGGCCAGGGGGCCCCGUCCCCACGGCGGGGUCGGGCGGGGCGCGCCGGGGGCCGGGCCCGAGCUGUCCAUGAGCACGGAUGAAGACGAGGACUUCCUGAGGGAGGGGCGGCAGCGCACCCCGCAGGAUGUGGAGCUGCUCUACAAGGCCCUGGAGGAGCCCCUGCUGUUGCAGCGGGCCCAGUCCGUCCUCUACCAAAGCGACCCCGAGGAGUCAGAGAGCUACGCCGCCGACCUCACUGAGAGCCUCGGCCACAGCGCCACCAGCGGCCAGAGCGCCGGCGGGCAGGCGGGCGGGCGGGCGCCCGACUCCCCGGCGCGUGACUCCCUGUACACCAGCAUCACCAACCUGCGAGACUCGCCGUACCCCGACAGCAGCCCCGAGCCCCUGGAGGUGGUGCCCCGUUCGGCCCAGCCCCCCGAGGAGCUGUACUACAGCUCGGGGAGGCCCGCCCUGGGAUCCCGCGGGGCACCCAUGCAGACCUUCUACCAGGCUCCGCCCCGGAGACCGAGCGGGGAGGGACACCAGGCGCCGGAGCCUGCCCACAGUGAGGGAGACGGACAGAUGCAGCUGGUCACCAGCCUGUGACUGGAGCCCGGAGGAGGAAGUCGGAGACUAAUGUGAUGGCCAAGAGCCUGCCUCGUGCUCGUGUCUCUCCUCUCUCUGCUUGUUUGGUUGCCUUUCUUUGUCUUGACUUUUAUUUCGCUAACAAAUGAGCGGAGGGACGUUCAGGGGGGAGUCGUGGCUGACUCUGCAGAAUCAGCCUUCAGCCUUUAUCCUGAACCCUGCCUCGUCUCACCGAGAUGAGGUGAUGGGUAUUUUUCUGCGGAGCAUUCAGUCGGCCGCCAAACCCGUCCUUCCCAGUUCCUUUGGUACCCUAAGACCAAGUCCAGCACUCUGAAUGUACCGAUCCACCCACUUUACCAUCACAUAUUUCAAAACUUUAAAACUCUGUCAAUGUUUUUUAUGUAAUUUCUCUUCAGACCUGCUUCAUGAGAUGGAAAUAUAAUUUUAUAUUUAGUCCUAUUUCCCUUUCGUACCAUCCACAGGUCUUUUUGGAUGAAUCAUUUUGAUCGGAGUAGUUAGCGUUGGAGACAAGGAAUAUAGUACACUAUUAUAACCUAAAAUAUGUCUCACGGAAAGCUCUUCAUUGUUGCCAAAAAUAUCAUUUAUUGAGCCAGAAGCGAAACUAGAGCGUUCAAAAGGCGAACAAAAACACACACACACACACACACGCUCACUCAUCUGGAAGUACUCAUUACUCAACGUCAAAAGUGAAAACAGUACUCCAUCUAAGUAAAAAGGGAACAGGAGCCUUUGUUUCAAGCAGGCAGUGGGAGCAGAUUCAGAGUAGUUGCCUUCGACUAUGUACAGAAGUGGAGCAAAAUUAGAGGCGAAGCCCCCGAGGAGCCGCUGCACCACCCUUCCAGAGCAGCAUCACCUGCAUCCAUGAGACUGGCCAAUCAUCUCCACCGUUCUCUCUGGCUGUUUGCUUCAGGCUUUUAAAAAGUGAAAUGACUGCCUUGCUAUUGUUUUGAAGAAAGUAUUCAAUUUGUCGACUUUGGGUCUGCAUCGUCUGGGGGCCGCAAAGGAGUCGGAGGACAGGUGUCGCGCCCCCCCCCCCCCCCCCCCUCCCCCCCCCCCGUACUUUGCUGUUAGAGCCUAGCCAGUCGAAGUGGACUUGUUUUCCUGUGUGUGGUUGUGACAAACAAGACUGUAAACACCGCAAACUCACUGGUCGACCAAUUGGUAAAGCCGUGUACAUAAGGAGCCACACAUGAAUCUACUUUAUUCCUACUAUGUAAAUAAAGACACCAGAUGAUCAAAAGCAACAAAAAGUAACAAAUACUAUGAAAAAUGACUUCUUGUACUGCAACAAACCAACAAAAGAAAAAAAUAAAAUGUUUUGGAGUUUGUGAACUGAAUGAUGAGCUCUCUCUCUCUCCCCAGUUGCUUGAUCGCUCGCUCUCCUGCUCCUCUGUGCCUCCGGCGGGGAAAAAAAGGGAGAAAGGCAGAGAGAGAGAGAGACAGAUGGAAAUGUGUCGUAGAUCUUAUUUAUACAAAUUUUAAAAAAAGAAAACGAAAAAAAUAUCCCUGCACAGUUUUUAUGUAAGAUAAUCCGUUCCAUGUUGAUAAUGUUUGACCUUUGGCAUUCCCAAGGUGGAAUUUACAAAGGUUGAGGUGGGUGGGGGUUUAGG
Messenger RNA from Pungitius pungitius (ninespine stickleback), 7964 nucleotides. It is a transcript of the gene adgrl1a, whose product is annotated as adhesion G protein-coupled receptor L1a. Gene Ontology annotation, molecular function: latrotoxin receptor activity; carbohydrate binding; G protein-coupled receptor activity. Gene Ontology annotation, biological process: heterophilic cell-cell adhesion; cell surface receptor signaling pathway; adenylate cyclase-activating G protein-coupled receptor signaling pathway. The coding region runs from base 2278 to 6354 and encodes 1358 amino acids. The transcript has 22 exons. Gene Ontology annotation, cellular component: axon; presynaptic membrane; plasma membrane. Lineage: Eukaryota; Metazoa; Chordata; Actinopteri; Perciformes; Gasterosteidae. The record is from RefSeq and is a predicted model, not a curated record.